Messenger RNA from Elgaria multicarinata webbii, 1182 nucleotides. RefSeq names its product ST8 alpha-N-acetyl-neuraminide alpha-2,8-sialyltransferase 6 (gene ST8SIA6). The record is from RefSeq and is a predicted model, not a curated record. Lineage: Eukaryota; Metazoa; Chordata; Lepidosauria; Squamata; Anguidae. The coding region runs from base 97 to 1158 and encodes 353 amino acids. The transcript is spliced from 8 exons. Gene Ontology annotation, biological process: oligosaccharide metabolic process; N-glycan processing. Gene Ontology annotation, molecular function: alpha-N-acetylneuraminate alpha-2,8-sialyltransferase activity.
UUCCUGUGCCUCGCGUGGCUCUCCUCCGACGGCUCGGCUGGCGAGAGGGGCUGGGAGAAAGAGGUCAGAGCAGCCACGGAUGGCACCCCCAGAGUGAUGAGAUCCCUCCGAUCGCCUGCAACAUCUGUCCGGCUUGCUCCUCCGGCGGCCACCCUCAGAACAACUUCUAAUCAAACUGGAAUUCGGAAGUCUGAACAAACCUCAAAAUGCAAAGAGAUGUGGAGCAACAAUUGGUCGUCAUCUAUCAAGAAGAAAAGAUAUUCUGAAGACUAUUAUUUGCAGAUAGUGGGGAAACUACAGAACUGUACAUGGAACAGGAGGCCACAAGAAUAUGUCAAAUUCAGGUCAGAGCUUGCUUCAUGCUGCGAUGCCGUUCACAACUUCGUCGCUUCUCAAAACAACACCCCACUGGGAAGCAAUAUGAGUUACGAAGUGGACAAUAAAAAAACCAUCCACAUCACUGAGGAGAUUUUCAAGAUGUUGCCUGAGUCGCAGCCUCUGGAUUAUCCCUUCAAGCACUGUGCAGUGGUUGGGAAUGGGGGGAUUCUCAAGAGCUCCAGUUGUGGAGCAGAAAUUGAUAAAUCGGACUUUGUAUUUAGGUGUAACCUUCCCCCAACCAUGGGAAGCAUCAGUCAAGAUGUUGGCAAUAAGACAAACCUUGUGACCAUCAAUCCGAGCAUUAUAGCACAGAAAUAUAACAAACUGAAUGAAAAGAAGGCUGCCUUCUUGGAAAACAUUGCAAGCUAUGGAGAAGCUUUCCUUUUGUUACCGGCCUUUUCCUUCAGGAGUAACACUGCAGCUUCCUUCAAAGUCCACCACACGCUCAAAGAGUUCAGCGCCAAGCAGAAGGCCAUAUUUUUCUACCCCAGGUACCUUAGAAGUCUCGCCCAGUUCUGGAGGACUAAGGGCGUCAAAGCCUACCGGUUGUCUUCUGGCUUUAUGAUCACCAGCGCUGCUGUCGAACUAUGUGAGAACGUGAAGCUCUAUGGCUUCUGGCCUUUCUCCAAAAGCAUCGCAGGUGCUCCCAUCAGCCACCACUACUACGACAACCAGCUUCCUAAGCCUGGCUUCCAUGCAAUGCCCAAAGAGUACAACCAGAUUCUCCAGCUCCAUGGAAGAGGUAUCCUCAAGCUGCAGUUCGGUAAAUGUCUUACAUAGCCCCAGGUAUGCUUCUUUAUGCAU